AUGGCGAGCCGUCCGGUAUCGAACCGGCGACGCAAUUAUAAUCAGCGUGCGACGGACUUUACCGAAAGUCAUGACCUGAACGAUGAGUUCCAUGAUGUGCCCGGUCUCGCGUCCAACGCGGGCCACGAAGGGACACACGCCCACUGGGCAGACGAAGAAGAGCCCGCCCCGCGUACGAGCGGCGAGAUGGCCUCGACGAUGGGCCGCCCGAGUGGCGAGUACGAGGAUGCGUUCGAUGAUGCGGAGCCGUACGAGAGCGAGUACGGCGCGCCGUCGGCCGCCGAGCGCUACAGCGAUGCGCCGAGCGCCUACGACCCCGAGAGCGAGUACGGAACGAGCUACGGCGGCGCCGGUGCCGGCGCUGCGCCGUCUUCGCGCCAUGCACCGGCUUCGCGCCAUGCUCCGGGCACGCGCCAGUACACCACCGACUAUGACGAUGAGCCGGCGCAUUACGAACGCGAUGUGAGGAUCGAGCGCCCGCACACCGAGGGUGCCAAUGCUGAGAACUACUACGGCAGCAAGCAAAAAGAGUUGGACUAUGAGUACCGCCCCGAGUACCCCUCGGCCGGCGAGGACGAGGACGUGGGCGGCUUCCCCGCCUUUUUCCAUCACCCUGUUGGGCAGUAUGGCAACUUUAACAUCUUCCAGCGCCUCUAUCUCGAGAUAAGGCAGAUGGCGUCGUUCGGUCUGACUAGUGUUGCGUUGGUUGUUGUGGCGAACCUUGCCUUUAUCUCCUACUUUAACCCCUUCCGCAAGUCGCCGCCCAAGGCACGUACGGACCUCGAGUUUGAGCGCCGCAUCACCGGUGAGCGCCUGAGUGGCCGUGUGGAAUACUAUGCCGAGUACUGGGGCUACAAGUGCGAAGAGUACGAGAUUACGACCCGCGGCGGCUGGAUCCUCAAGGCGCACCGUAUUUCGGACCCCCGCCGCCCUGGCGGCCGAGGCUACCCCGUGAUUGUGCAGCACGGUAUUCUGUGUAACUCGCUCUUUUAUUUUACCAACGAGGAGCGAUCGCUCGGUUUCUGGUUGGUGGACCAAGGCUUUGAUGUGUGGAGCACCAACGUCCGCUCGAACUACAACGCAGGCCACACCCAGUACGGCCGCUGGGACCCUCGUUUUUGGGCGUGGGGUAUGAUGGAGCUGGCCGAGGACCUGGUCGACGUUGUGAACUACAUCCUGCAGCAGACCGGCUACAGCCAGUUGGCGUACAUCGGCCACUCACAGGGCACUGCCUCCAUGUUCCUUGCGCUGAGUAACGGCAAAUACCCCAGUCUGGGCAACAAGCUGAGCUCCUUUUGCGCGCUCGGCCCUGCGGUGUUCCCCGGUCCCUCGCUGCGUCGUUUCCCCUUCCGUGUGAUGCAACUGCUCACGUCGCGCUUUGCCUGGUCGUUUGUCUUUGGUGUCCGCGACUUUUUCCCAGCGAUCGAGCUUGGUCGCCAGGUGGCACCGGCGUACAUCUUUGGUCACUUUGCCUAUGUUAUUUUCGCUUACCUGUUCGAUUUCCACGACCACAACUGGAUCGACCGCCUGAAGCCCAAGAUUUUCCGGUCAACCGGUAUCCAGACGAGUUCCGAGCUGCUUUACUUCUACAUGCGCUCGUUCGUCGGCCGUGGCUGUAUCUUUGACCCGAACGUCCAUACCCCGUGGUUCCCCAAGCAGUUCCCUCCUCUGACGGUUGUCUACGGUACGACCGACUACCUCGUCGUCGGCAAGCCGCUCGUCGAGCGUCUUUUGCGCUACGAGAACAAUGUCGAGAUCGUGCACAUUGUUGAGCUGCAAGGAUUCGAACAUAUGGACAUGGUAUUGGGUGUCGAUGCGUACAAGGUCGUCUUCCCCAAGAUCAAGGAUACCAUUGUGCGCACCAUGGAUCUGGAGGAUAUGCCGGCCAAGGCAGUGAUGUAG
Malassezia japonica is the source of this 1902-nucleotide messenger RNA. It is a transcript of the gene TGL1, whose product is annotated as sterol esterase. Bases 1 to 1902 code for a protein of 633 amino acids. The record is from RefSeq and is a predicted model, not a curated record. Lineage: Eukaryota; Fungi; Basidiomycota; Malasseziomycetes; Malasseziales; Malasseziaceae. Gene Ontology annotation, biological process: lipid metabolic process. The transcript has a single exon.